UAGCUUAGAUUAGAUGUUGGAUUAGAUUAGAUUAGGAGGACGCUCUCCACUCCCUUCCUCCUCGUCCUGCUGCUUCGAGAAUAUCGUCCUGCUGUGCUUUCUUCUCCGAUCGUCGCCGGCAGCCAUCCGUCCCCUUCUCUUCUUCUUCUCCCAUCGCAGCCGCGGCAGCCGCUACACCUCUUCUCCUUAUUCCAUUCGACGCCUUUUUCUUCUCCAUCCCUAAUUCAGAGGAUCCGUCGCCGCUGUUAACCGGAGCACGGCCACGCCAGCCCACCGUCUGUAGCCUCGGUAGUGGGCGACCGGCGGAUCCACAUCGCCGGCCACGACAUCACCGAGGGUGUCCAGUGGGCGUCGCUGAUCCAGGCUCUCGUCUUCGGCAAGGACGGUCCCCCGGCGCCGCACCAGCAGAUCACCGCCGUCACGGCGGCGCGACGGGGGGGGGGGUGCGGGUGGUGCUGGAAACGGGACGGCGGCUGGUGGUGUUCGGGGCAUCUCUUGGUCAGAAAUUGGGAAUUAGGUCUCUAAUCAGGUCUCUUUUCCUCUCCUUCCUCUUCCGCCGCACUGCCAGUGGCUAGCAGGCGGUGGACGUCCGGUGAAUGUUGGACGCACAGCACCGGUUUUAAAAAAAAAGUUUCAGUAAGCUCAAGGCUUGGCCCAAAGCUCAAAGCCUGAGUAAGUACCGGACUCGAGCCUAGAAAGUAGGCCCGAAGGUUGAGCUGAUCCUAGGCCUGACUAUAUUUAGUUAAUACCUUGGACCAAGCCAGGAUCUAACCUGGCCCAUGAACUCUACGACUACAAGUACUGAGUCCGUAACAGAGAUCCCAUAGCAAAAAUUUCAGGUAGAUGAAACAUAAUGAGCAUGAUAAAUCUUGGGAUUGCAUUUCCAUUUCCACCUCAUAUGUGCCAGGAGAAGGUGCAACAUAGACCAUUUCAUUGUGUGGGGUUCUCAAAGGCCACAGAAGCUGUGAGAAUAAGUCAUCAUGCAAGAAGGAGGUCAAUAAUCUCUGUGGUACCAAAUAGAUGUGAAUGCUUGGAUCUCCACAAACACCAGAUUCCUUAUAUGGAGGCAUGGUCUUGGCAAAAAUUCUUGGUAAGAAGGAGGCACAUUUUGAUAGAAAGAGAUGAUGAUCACUCUGACACGUUGAUUGUUCUUCAACAUCCUCCUGUUUAUACAUUGGGUACUAGCAGUUCGGAGAAAUACCUGAAUUUUGAUAUACAAAAUUCUCCCUAUGAUAUUUACCGGACUGAACGUGGUGGAGAAGUCACCUAUCAUGGCCCUGGACAGCUUGUUAUGUACCCUAUUCUCAAUUUGCGGUUUCACAAAAUGGAUCUGCAUUGGUACCUUAGGUCACUUGAAGAAGUGAUAAUCCGGGUCCUUUUAUCUACUUUCUCUGUCAAGGCCUCAAGGUUUGAGGGUUUCACUGGAGUUUGGGUUGGAAAUCACAAGGUUGCUGCGAUUGGAAUUCGUGUCUCUAGAUGGAUAACUUAUCAUGGGUUGGCAUUGAAUGUUACACCAGAUUUAACUCCCUUUCAGCACAUAGUUCCCUGUGGCAUACGGGACCGUGAGGUUGGUAGUCUAAAGGAGCUGUUGGGAACAACGGAAGAUACUACUUUAAUGGAUGUCGCUCAUAAAUCCUUGAUUAAAGAAUUCUCUGAGGUUUUCCAGCUUUCUUUUGAAUAUAAAUCAAUCUCUGAAUUGGACCAUCCUGAGGGAAAAUCAUGAAGUUUGUUUGCAGAGAAGCCAUUUCUUCUGAAAGAGCACUCAUUGUUGAUUGAUCGCUGGGAACCAUGAGAUUGCGCACCCACUCUGGCAUGUGGAGACCAUUGAUUUUUGGGCUAUAUAUUUCAAAAAUUGUUCAGAUCUUUUGUUGUUAUAUCAGGCAGCCUCAUUCCAUAGAUGUGUGCAAGGAUGCAUAGUUCUUGGGCAAGCUCUGGUUGUACGCUAGCUUUAUAGUUUUUCUUUUGCCUGCUGGCUUUCUUUCCAUUCUUCAAAUCUGCCCCAGCUGCCCAAAACAAUUAGUGCCUAGCAUUAAAAGGAUUGGUGAUUUCAGGUUUUGCAUGUAAUCACCAAUUAGAGGGAGCACUUUGAGGAAAGCUGUAUAUGUAACAAGUUGCGUGUUCUCAAUUUCUUGAUUAAAUCAUGUAACUACUCGUUUAAGUUUUUGUUUUUUAUAUAAUGAAUGAGCCAUAUUUGCAUGAUCAAA
This is a messenger RNA of Elaeis guineensis (African oil palm), 2204 nucleotides long. RefSeq names its product octanoyltransferase LIP2p, chloroplastic. Lineage: Eukaryota; Viridiplantae; Streptophyta; Magnoliopsida; Arecales; Arecaceae. The record is from RefSeq and is a predicted model, not a curated record. Gene Ontology annotation, biological process: protein lipoylation. Gene Ontology annotation, molecular function: lipoyl(octanoyl) transferase activity.